Messenger RNA from Aspergillus ibericus CBS 121593, 887 nucleotides. Its product is annotated as cytochrome c. The record is from RefSeq and is a predicted model, not a curated record. The transcript has 4 exons. Gene Ontology annotation, cellular component: mitochondrial intermembrane space. Gene Ontology annotation, molecular function: heme binding; electron transfer activity. NCBI's taxonomy places the organism in Eukaryota, Fungi, Ascomycota, Eurotiomycetes, Eurotiales, Aspergillaceae. Bases 221 to 877 code for a protein of 218 amino acids. Gene Ontology annotation, biological process: mitochondrial electron transport, ubiquinol to cytochrome c; mitochondrial electron transport, cytochrome c to oxygen.
UGCUUCUAUCUUUCCCCAGGAUAUCCUCCACGCCUCCAAUUCGUUUGUACAUCAUUUCUAUACCUUUUAAUCCCUCCCCAAAAACCCCCACACACAUUCAAAAUGGGCAAGGACGCUGGUUUCGCUCCUGGUAAGCAGUUACUCUUUCCUUUGUGUCGUCACUCCUUGUCUCCGGUGCAUCGUCAUUAUUCACUGGCUUCCCGCCCAUGGCAUUCACUCAAUGCCGUGCGGGUUGUCACCGUAUGAUGGCGGCUACUGGUGGUCGGCAUCUCUGUCCGCUGUGACAUCUUGGGCGCGUCUGUGUUGUCACCUCUACCUCUCUGAUCCGCAACUGCGCACUUUCGCUUUCGCUUCUCCAAACACCACUGCAACGAGAGACGAGAUUUCCAACACAGCACACGACUCAAGCGUUACAUCCGCCAUCAUGACAAGCUGGGAUACCUACUGUUUCCUCACCUCUCUCCACACCCGCGAGGCCGAGUUGGAGGAGUUGAAGAAGAAGGAGGAGCUCGAGGCCGAGGCGGCAAAGAAGGCCGAACAGACCGCUAACGUUGGAACCAUUGCAGGUGACUCCGCCAAGGGUGCUAAGCUCUUCCAGACUCGUUGCGCUCAGUGCCACACCGUCGAGGCUGGUGGUCCCCACAAGGUCGGCCCCAACUUGAGCGGUCUCUUCGGCCGUAAGACCGGUCAGGCCGAGGGCUACGCCUACACCGACGCCAACAAGCAGGCUGGUGUCACCUGGGAUGAGAACUCUCUGUUCUCCUACCUCGAGAACCCCAAGAAGUUCAUCCCCGGUACCAAGAUGGCCUUCGGUGGUCUCAAGAAGACCAAGGAGCGCAACGACCUCAUCACCUACCUCAAGGAGAGCACCGCUUAAAUUCCCUCAC